GCAGCAUAUGACAUUAUACGUUCAUCAUUAACGACCCUUUGACGAAAACAACAACACAGUCAGUGACGAAAGUUCUUUAAUGCCACAUCUCCCAAAUGCAAUAAACUUCUUAUGUUGCCUGGAGUUCAUCAAUUUUGUGAGGAACGGAGCACAGUAACUGCAGAUCUAUGCAGCUUGGACAGCGCCCUCGCCUGGUGAAUGGCAAACUCCCAGUAUUUGCAUUUCCAUCGGAGCUCAAUUAUUACGCAGAUGACAGGAGUAGCCAUAAACAGGUCUUGACUUUGUAUAAUCCAUAUGAAUUCCCACUACGAUUUAAAGUUUUGAGCACAUCACCAAAGAAAUACACCGUAAUUGAGUCAGAAGGAACUAUAAAACAUGGAUGCUGCAUAGAUGUAGUGAUACGAUAUAAAGAUGUUAACCCAACGUACUAUGGUUCGAGGGAUAAGUUUCGGCUUCAAAUCUAUGAACAAGGGCAGCGUAAAUCACUUGGAAGAAAGGAUAUAGUAUCAAUGCUGUUUGAGUCUUCACAAGAGAAAGGCAAAGAUUCCGAGUUUGAGGAAUCUGAGUCAUCCGUGGACGUAGGAGGAGUGCCAAGCAGUAGCCAACAUCUGCGUGAUGGAACAAGAUACCAGUCCUCCGGACCAAGCCUUCUGAUGAUACUGCUCACCAUGGCCUGUAUGGUGGCAUUGAUGGUACCGACACAGGGGGAUAAAGAAUCACGUCUUCCAGAGUACUUGCAUCUUACAAUAAACCAAAAACUUAUAGCUGCAUACAUUUUAGGAUUAGUUACCAUGGUUUUACUAAGAACAUGAUGAUUGCUUUUUGAAAUCAACCUCCCUACCAUCAUCACCAAUGCACCAAGCUUGUAACCUUGCCAACGGAUUGUACUAUGAUAACAGACAGAUGAACAGGACGAUCGAUCAUGCGUUACCACCUGGGUAUGAUCGUAAAUUAGUAUUCCGAAAAUAUUAAUAUUUUUAUUACUAUACAUUAUUUUUAUUGUUAAUUUAAUUUUUAAUAUUAUUGCUAUUAUGUGUAUUAUUAUUUUUAUAAAUUUUGGAUCAUUAAUUUGUUCGAUAAAGAUCAAUAUGGAACAUAUAUUUUAAUGUUAAUAUGUUGUGAUUUUUGUUAACACAACUUAAACCGAACUUCAAGUAAUUAUUUAAAAAAACAACAGAUCUUUUUUAUUGUGGUUAUAAAGUGCAAAUUUACUCUGAAACACUCUUAUGAGAUAGGUGUGUAUUGCACAAUAAGAAUAAAUAUUUUUAAAAUUAAGAUUGAAUUUGGGCAUUUAAUAAAAAAAUAGUUAUUGAAACUUAAUUAAAUGUAAAUAGAAAAGAGAGAAAUAAAUACAUAUUGACAUACAGUAUAGGAAUAAUGAUAUGAUAGUCUUUAAUGCCAACGGCCUCUAAGUGCUUCACAUUCUUAUUCCCGGUCAUUAGAUCAAACACACUAUGGAACACACCCUCAUCUCCCUGAGGUGAAUUCCAUAUGUGACCGUCUCUAACAAAACCCCCCAUUCGUUGACAUUUCUAAUUCUGCCCUAGCACCCAAAACGUUUGAGAAACGGAACUUUGCACAUUUGCAGGUUUUUGCGUUUUAUCAAAUAAAGAUAUAUUGAAGAACAUGUCUGCAAAAUAUCAGUCACUAAAUCUAAUACAAAUCUUAAUAAACUAUUGAUUUUGGAAUCUUUAGAGCUGUUUUCUCAAAAUCUACAUGGCUGAUAUCCAAUAAAGUAAAUAACUUUGUUAAUACUUUCCAUCAAAUAAAACACUAUUUUAAAGAAGAAUUCACGCAGAAUCUAAAAAUACCAGAAACUUAAUUUUGAAUUCAGAUAAAUGGCUGGUUUUGCCAGACCCGGUCUCAUAUGUUCAAGUCUACCAGAUAGCCAUUUGCAGAAUUCCAGUCCAUAAAUGGUUCUUUAUCUGCCAUUCUAUGUUGCUUUUUUCACACAAUGUAAUAAAUCCUUUAAACUAUACUGCCCCACCAUAACAAAAGGAAGCAACUGAUGUGCUUUGAGUAAUUAAGGAAUAUGUUGAUUUUGUCCCCUGCUUCCUUUUCUGGUGGUUUUUACUGUAUUUUUAGUCUCUCCCUUCCUUUUUGUGUUGCUAAUUACUUGUUAAUUAGUGGAAUUUGAACAUACUCAAAUAUACCAUUAUGUUCCAAAUUAUUAGUUCUUUGAUAGUGACUGAAAAACUCGUUUUUGAAAAAUUGUCAAUUACUUCCUUUUGUCAUGGUGGGGCAGUAUAUUUUAAUAUAUUAUUUCAUUAAUAUUUAUAUAAAUAUAUUUUAGAGGUUGUUGAAUUAUGUUGAGCACCACUGCCACCAUGUAAUAUCUCCUGAUAUAUACUUAAUAUUUGGAUGCAAAUGGAACAGACAAGUAAUAUCGUUCAGUUGGCCAGUUUAGGAAUGUGGGGUGCUCCAGUGGGAUGUAAGUUAAACAUCUGUAAUGGGCUGUCAUCAUGGUAUUGGUAGUUAAUUGCAUGAUGUAACAGUGCCUAUAUAUGGUCAUGAUAUGAUGUCAUGACCAUAUUUAGGCAUGUCACAUGUUGUUUUCAAAUACAGUUUGAUAGGCAGAGGGCAGGCUUUAAAUUAAACCAAUUUAAGGAUUUCUAUUGUGAUGUUCUGUGUCUGUUUAAAACAUUAUUUGAUCUGUAAAAAUGAGCGAUUCAAGAUUUUUUUUAGGGUUUUGGCGGUUAAAUAAUUAUGUUUUAUUAGGUAUACCAGGUUAAAGUUUGCAAAACAUUUUGGAUCAGCUCCCCUGGUUGGAAUCCUUACCUUUAAAAACUUUAUUCUCAUACCAUAUAUAUAGAGCAACUUUUAGCUACUGUGGUUAAAAUCCUGUUGCGCAAAAUUAUUUCUCUCUUUUUCUAUUGCAUCAUUUUUACCAUUGAAAACAUUAAGAAGUAGUCAUUUUAAAUGUAGGCAAGCUUAUAAUGUAACAAUACAAGUGUUUAUCAUGUCAAUAUUGUCACUAUUAUACUAUUAAUAAACAGCAAUAACUAUAUUGUUUGUAUAUGAACUUAAAGAAUAUAAUUCAGCACACUAACAUAAAAGAAUAAGGGGAGUUUUAUUGGUGAAAAACAUUUGCAAUUGGUUUAUAAACAUGUUUUUAUAGAAUGGGUGAUUCAGAGCUUAUCAGUUGAGGCCCUUACAUGACUCUAAAAUUUUAUGGGUGUAAAUGAAUUGUUUUUAUGCUGGUAAUCUGUUUUAUUGCAUUUAAAUUCAUGGAUGACCCAUUAAAAGCAGUUGCAAAUUGGUGAUCUGUUUGUUUUGACUCAAAAGAAGAGUAGGAGACAUAUGUGCAUGCUUCCUUCUCCAUUGCUGCUGCUAGUUCGAUAAAAUAUAAAUUAGUUGAACAAGACAAAAUAUUUGAUGAUGAUAUUGAAAUAUUUUCAAUGCAGUAUACAGUAUGUGGAAACAUGUAAUUCUUCUUUCAUUGUAUUCAUAUUCAGUCACUUUUGUUUAAAGGUUGAACAUAAUUGUAAUAUUAUUAUAGAUUUUUUGUCAUCAGAAUGUGCAAUUAAAAAAUGAAAGAAAUAUUUUGCAUUUGAGGCCAUGGUGAAGAUAUGCUCUCUUAAAAUCUGGGAAAAAUCUCAGACAUCUAAAAUAUUAAGUUAUUCAUUGAAAGAGUCAAACCAAACACUUUUCUGAUUGAAGCAUGUUUUGGCUGAUUUUGAGUGUACACUUAUUAAUGAAUUUGUUGUUAUUUACUGUAUUAUGUUUUGCCUACCAGUCAAUUUAAGUAAGGAGCUCUUUCUAAUAGUUUAUGCUAAGAAUAUAGAGACUAUUAUUAUUUUUUAAUCUUUCUGAAUCUGUUAUUAAGUGUCAAGGAAAACAUCUACUGUUCCAAUUUUAAUGGAAGUCUAAUAACUAAAUACAUUAAUAUUUAAUUUGACAAUGUGGUGUUCAUGUUAGCAGGGCAGAUCCAAGGAUGUUUCUGCCGGGGAAGCAAAAAAUGUCAAUCAAGGGCUGUGGUCUGAAGGGGAUAGUUAUGGAGGGUGUGCCCAUCCCUAUAGUGGGAAGCCAGGGGUUAUGCCCCCGCAAGCUAGAGUUUUAGCCAUUUUUACCUCUUAUCUAGAUGAUUUCAUGCUCAGCUAGUUUUUUGUUGCUGACAGGGUGAGGGAUGUAGGGUCAGGUACCUAUUCCACCACCCCCAAUAGUGACCUGAUUGACAGGUAGCCCCUGGGGUAGGAACUAAAUGAACUAAUGGAGGCUACCACAUGAACAUUGGUAUGGUGCUGAUCAUCGGAAAUAGUUUUACUAUUAUUACUGUACUGUAUAAUUUUUGUUUUUUAAUUCAGUUUCAUAUUGUCGUGUUACUAUCAGUUAUAAUGUGAAUAAAUUUAAACAAAAUUUAGCAUAA
Molecule: messenger RNA, 4366 nt
Organism: Anneissia japonica
Lineage: Eukaryota; Metazoa; Echinodermata; Crinoidea; Comatulida; Comatulidae
Product: motile sperm domain-containing protein 1-like
Exons: 6
Coding region: 168-812 (214 amino acids)
Cellular component (GO): cytoplasm
Source: RefSeq, a predicted model, not a curated record